Messenger RNA from Hypomesus transpacificus, 9117 nucleotides. It is a transcript of the gene nipblb, whose product is annotated as NIPBL cohesin loading factor b. The record is from RefSeq and is a predicted model, not a curated record. The transcript is spliced from 47 exons. The coding region runs from base 427 to 8376 and encodes 2649 amino acids. Lineage: Eukaryota; Metazoa; Chordata; Actinopteri; Osmeriformes; Osmeridae. Gene Ontology annotation, biological process: replication-born double-strand break repair via sister chromatid exchange; regulation of gene expression; digestive tract development. Gene Ontology annotation, cellular component: Scc2-Scc4 cohesin loading complex. Gene Ontology annotation, molecular function: chromatin binding.
UCUGCGAGAGAGGGGGAGCGUCUGAGUGGAUGCCUUUUAUCACCGCGUCAAUAGCCUUUCUGUUUUUCUCAGUUGAUUGUUUUCCGAAACUAGUCGGAAUUUUGAUUAUUCCCCUGCAGGCGUUGGGGAUGUACCGGCCGGAGACCGGUUUGAAGGAUGUUUCCCCCCUUUAAGCAUACAUGUUUGCAUUGAGAAAGAAGAAGAUCGAACCCUCCCGACCCGGAUUAUUGUUGUUAUAUUAUUACUCGGAGGAGCUGUUAGAGCUGUAGAACGGAGAGGGAGCUAGAGACACGGAUCCAACCCCGUUUGCAACCAUUUCUUUUUAUCAACACACCCUGAGCGUUUGGGAGAUGUGAAGAACAGUCGGAAGGCGAAGACAUUGAGCAACCUGUGCAUCGACACGACCCCCCCACCCCCAUCUUCAGCAUGAAUGGGGAUAUGCCUCAUGUUCCCAUCACUACUCUUGCUGGGAUCGCUAGCCUCACAGAUCUGUUAAACCAGCUGCCCCUGCCCUCCCCUCUCCCCGCCACCACCACUAAGAGCCUGCUGUACAAUGGGAGGGUCGCAGAGGAGGUCAACUGCCUGCUGGGCUGCCAGGACGAGAACCUGGUGUCCCAGCUGGUCCACAGCCUCAACCAGGUCUCCACCGAGCACAUAGAGUUGAAGGACAACCUGGGCAGUGAUGACCCAGAGGGAGACGUGCCCGUGCUGCUGCAGACCGUGCUGACCAGGAGCCCUAACAUCUUCAGGGAGAAAAGUAUUCUGCAGCAGUCAAUGAUGCCGCAGUACAAGAUGUCUCAGAACUCCAUGCACGGAAGCCCUGCGUCCACCAACUACCAGCAAACCACUAUCACGCACAGCCCUUCUAGUCGCUUUGCCUCUCCACAGUCGGGGUCGGGGGGGCGGUUUCUGCCCCAGCAGAACAGCCCUGUGCCCAGCCCCUACACCCCUCAAAGCCCUGCCAGCUACAUGCACUACCCCCACCCGCCCAGCUACUCUCAGCACCAACAGAUCCAGCAAGUCGCGAGUCCCAUGGUUCCGGGCAGCAUGAGGAACAUCCACGACGGCAAGGUCUCCGGGCAGAUGUCGAGCAACUCAGCGAAUCACAACGCCAGACAGGCCUCCAACGACGACUACAUGAACAUUGUCCAAAGACUUGGGAAUGAGGAGAGCGACCCUUCCAUGAGAAACGCCUCCUUCUCUCUCCGAUCACCUCAGUCUCAGUGUUCUCCUGCCGGGAGUGAAGGAACCCCCAAAGGGUCCCGGCCUCAGCUCAUCCUCCAGUCCCCUCCCCCGUACACGUCCCCCCGAGACGGAGCCCCCGACCUCCUCCUCGACUCCCCCGACCGCAAGAAGAAGCAGAAGAAGCUGAGCAAAGAGGAGAAGGAGCAGCUGGAUAAGGCCGCCCUGUAUGACAUCGUCAGCUCGCCCUCCAAAGACUCCACCAAGCUGACCCUCAAACUGUCCCGGGUCAAGUCCUCCGAGAUGGACCAAUCCGGAGAGCUCGUCCCCGGGGCGGAGCAGGGCUCAGAGCAGGACGCGGAGCUGGCGUACAACAGCCUGCCGUUUUCUCGGACGGGCCAGGAGCAGGCCCUCCGGCUGGGGCAGGGCCAGGGUCUGCCAGGGGAGCAGUCGGGGUACCAGCAGGUGCCCGUGCUGCAGAACACCAAGCAGGGGGUGCUGGUGGGUGGCAUGGUGUACGACGACGCCGAGAUGGACGCGCUCGCCGAGAUCGAGAGGAUAGAGCGCGAGUCGGCCAUCGAGAGGGAGCGCUGCUCCAAGGAGGUUCAGGACAAAGAUAAACCACUGAAGAAGAGGAAGCAGGACUCGUAUCCUCAGGAGCCCGGGGCCGGGGGCACGGCGGGGGCCACCGGGGGGCCCGGCGUAGGAGGGGGCAACGCCGGCGCCAAGCUUACACCCCAGGAGGGUAGCGCCGCCAGUAACGGUACCAGCCGGCCGGCCCUGAUGGUCAGCAUCGACCUGCAGCAGGCCGGCCGGGCAGACGGACAACCAGAGGUGGCCCUGGAGGCCCAGCGCUGGGCCGAGGACCGCCUGGCGCCCGGGGACGGCGCCCACGCCACCGGCGUGCUCCGCCUCCGUUCCAAGGCGGAAGGAGAGACGCCGAAGGCCGGCGACGGCCGUCCGGAGGUCAUCAAGCAGCGCGCCGCCGACACGCCCCGGAAGCUGGGCCCUGACGGGCGCCCGGAGACCCCCAAACACAAGCAUGACAACAAACGGGACUCGUCCAAGCACCGGCACGACGGCAAGCCGGACGGCGGUAAGGGGCGCGCCGACGGCCGGGCGCCCGAGACGCCACGGCAGAGACACGAGGGCCGGCCCGACUCCGGCCAGAGGGAUGAGCGGCACCGGGACGGCGACUCCUCCCGCGUGCGGCGGCCGGACACCCCCAAGUCCUCCAGCCGGGCGGAGCACGAGUCCAAACACGGGCGCGACAGGGACAGGGACCGGGACAGGAAACACCGGACCGAGCCUGGGGAGGCCCGCGACCGGCGGUCCCCCGAGCAGCGCUCCAGACCCGACAGCCCCAGGGUCAAACAGGAGGGGCGAGCGGGGGCGGACCCCAGCGCUCGCCAGAGAACAGAGCGGAAAGAGGAGAGGAGGGGCGGGGACGGCGGGCGGAGCCGGCAGGACGGGAACAAGCAGCAGCCGUCAUCCGAGCCCAAGGCUGGAGAGUUCCCCUCCUACCUGCUCGGGGGCCAGUCGGGGGCCUUAAAGAACUUUGUGAUCCCCAAGUUGAAGCGGGACAAGGACGGGAAUGUCCCGGGCGACGUGCGGCCCGCCGGGCCGGGCCAGGGGACCAUGGUGGGCUGGAGCGAGCCCCGGUUCAAGCAGGAGAAAGCCGGCCUGGUGGAGGACCUGAAGAAAGGAGCCAAGCCGGUGGUGGUGCUUCAGAAGCUCACCAUCGACGAGGUGCAGAAGAUCAUCAGGGAGAGGGAGGACGGGAACGUCCGCAGCUCCAAGUCCAGCAAGAACCGCUCCUCCUUCAGCAAGUCAGGGAAAGGCGGUCUGGAUGAGUCGGUUCUGCAGGACCUUCCCCCCCAGCUCCUGGCAGAGAUCCAGUCCACCAUGCCCCUGUGCGAAAGGGUCAAGAUGAACAAGCGCAAGCGCAGCACCGUCAACGACAAGCCCAAGUACGCCGAGGUCGACUCGGACGACGACAACGAAGCCGCAGACUGCGUGACAGAGUCCGCACGGAAGAAGCAGCGGCGUGAGCGGGACAAGGGUUGGGAGCACGAGGAGCGGGAGAGGAGGGGCUCUGGGGAGCACCGGAAGAGUGGGGGCCACCAGGAGGGCCGGCGGGGCUCGGGCUCACGUCACCGGGAACGCAGCCCCAACGAGUCUGAGGAGGAGGGCUCCCCACCGCCUAGCAUGAGCGACAUUGCCAGAAAGAUGAAGAAGAAGGAGAAGCAGAAGAAGAGGAAGGCCUACGAGCCCAAGCUGACGCCAGAGGAGCUCAUGGACUCGUCCACCUUCAAGAGAUUCUCAGCCAGCGUGGACAACGUUUUGGAGAAUUUGGAAGAUGUGGACUUCACAGACGACGACGAGAUCCCCCAGGAGCUGCUGCUGGGGAAACAACAGCUGUGUGAGCUGGCCAGCGAGUCGGCCAAGAUCAAGGCCAUGGGCAUCACUUACAGGGUUCCUUCAGAUAAGCUGGUCAAGGUGCUGAACAUCCUGGAAAAGAACAUUCAGGACGGCUCCAAGCUCUCCACGUUUAUGAACCACGACAAUGACGGCGAGGACGAGGAGCGUCUCUGGCGUGACCUCAUCAUGGAGCGUGUGACCAAGUCUGCGGACGCCUGCCUCACCGCCCUCAACAUCAUGACGUCGGUGCGGAUGCCCAAGGCCGUGUACAUCGAGGACGUGAUCGAGAGGGUGCUGCAGUACGCCAAGUACCACCUGCAGAACACGCUGUACCCCCAGUACGACCCUGUCUACAGGGUGGACCCCCAUGGAGGAGGGCUGCUGAGUUCCAAGGCCAAGAGAGCCAAGUGCUCCAGCCACAAGCAGCGGGUGAUCGUCAUGCUGUACAACAAGGUGUGCGACGUGGUCAGCAACAUCUCGGAGCUCCUGGAGAUUCAGCUGCUGACCGACACCACCAUCCUGCAGGUCUCCUCCAUGGGCAUCACCCCGUUCUUUGUGGAGGGGGUCAGUGAACUGCAGCUGUGCGCCAUCAAGCUGGUGACGGCGGUGUUCUCUCGCUAUGAGAAACACAGACAGCUGAUCCUGGAGGAGAUCUUCACCUCCCUGGCCAGGCUGCCCACCAGCAAGCGCAGCCUCAGGAACUUCAGGCUGAACAGCAGUGACAAGGACGGGGAGCCCAUGUUCAUCCAGAUGGUGACGGCCCUGGUGCUGCAGCUCAUCCAGUGUGUGGUGCACCUGCCCAGCGACAGGGACAGCCUGGAGGACGAGUACAGCAAGAAGGUGGAUCAGGACAUCCUCAUCACCAACUCCUACGAGACGGCUAUGAGGACGGCGCAGAACUUCCUGUCCGUCUUCCUCAAGAAGUGUGGCAGUAAGCAGGGAGAGGAGGACUACCGUCCGCUGUUUGAAAACUUCGUCCAGGACCUGCUGUCGACCGUCAACAAGCCGGAGUGGCCGGCUGCAGAGCUGCUGCUGAGCCUGCUGGGGCGUCUGUUGGUGCACCAGUUCAGUAACAAGCAGACGGAGAUGGCUCUGAGGGUGGCCUCGCUGGACUACCUGGGAACCGUGGCGGCCAGGCUCCGCAAGGACGCCGUCACCAGCACCAUGGACCAGCGCUCUAUCGACCGCAUACUCAAAGAGGCCCCUGGGAAUGACGAGACGCAGCAGCUUCAAAAGGCCCUGCUGGAUUACCUGAACGACAACGCAGAGACAGACCCCUCUCUGGUGUUCUCCAGGAAGUUCUACAUCGCCCAGUGGUUCCGCGACACCACCACGGAGACGGAGAAGGCCAUGAAGAGCCAGAACCAGCGCGACGACGACUCGUCCGAGGGCCAGCACCACGCCAAGGACCUGGAGACCACCGGAGAGAUCAUGCAGAAGGCGGAGGCGCGCAAGAAAUACCUCCGCAACAUCAUCAGGACCGCCCCCUCCCAGUUCAACACCCUGAGGAUGAACUCUGACACUGUGGACUACGAGGACUCCUGCCUCAUAGUCAGAUAUCUGGCCUCCAUGAGGCCGUUUGCGCAGAGCUUUGAUAUUUAUUUAACACAGAUCCUGAGAGUGCUGGGGGAGAGUGCCAUCGCGGUCCGCACCAAAGCCAUGAAGUGUCUGUCGGAGGUGGUGGCUGUGGACCCCAGCAUCCUGGCCCGGUCGGACAUGCAGCGCGGGGUGCACGGGCGGCUCAUGGAUAACUCCACCAGCGUGCGGGAGGCUGCCGUGGAGCUGCUGGGACGCUUCGUCCUCAGCCGACCCCAGCUGACGGAGCAGUACUACGACAUGCUCAUAGAGAGGAUCCUGGACACGGGCAUCAGUGUGAGGAAGCGUGUCAUCAAGAUCCUGCGGGACAUCUGUCUGGAGCAGCCCACCUUCAACAAGGUCACCGAGAUGUGUGUGAAGAUGAUCCGGAGGGUCAAUGAUGAAGAGGGCAUCAAGAAACUGGUCAACGAGACUUUCCAGAAGCUGUGGUUCACACCAACGCCCAAUCACGACAAGGAGGCCAUGACCAGGAAGAUCCUCAACAUCACAGACGUGGUGUCCGCAUGCAAAGAGACUGGCUACGACUGGUUUGAGCAGCUACUUCAGAACCUGCUGAGGUCGGAGGAGGACGCCUCGUACAAGCCGGCCAGGAAGGCCUGCGUCCAGCUGGUGGACAACCUGGUGGAGCACAUCCUGAAACACGAGGAGUCCCUCACAGAUGGGGUCAACUCAAACCGGCUAGUGGCCUGCAUCACCACCCUCUACCUGUUCAGUAAGAUCAGACCCCAGCUAAUGGUCAAACAUGCCAUGACCAUGCAGCCCUACCUCACCACCAAGUGCAACACCCAGAGUGACUUCAUGGUGAUCUGUAACGUGGCUAAGAUCCUGGAGCUGGUGGUUCCUCUCAUGGAGCACCCCAGCGAGACCUUCCUCACCACCAUAGAAGAAGACCUCAUGAAGCUCAUAAUCAAAUACGGCAUGACGGUUGUCCAGCACUGUGUGAGCUGUCUGGGAGCUGUGGUGAACAAGGUCACUCACAACCACAAGUUUGUGUGGGCUUGUUUCAACAGAUACUACGGCGCCCUGACCAAGCUGAAGACGCAGCACCAGGAGGACUCCAGCAACAUGGCCCUGGCCGCCAACAAGCCCGCGUUGCUGCGCUCGCUGUUCACCGUGGGGGCGCUCUGCAGACACUUUGACUUCGACCAGGAAGACUUCAAGGGGGCCAACAAGGUGGUCAUAAAGGACAAGGUUUUGGAGCUUCUGUUGUACUUCACCAAGCAUGAAGAUGAGGAGGUUCAGACCAAGGCUAUCAUCGGGCUGGGCUUCCAGUUCAUCAUGUACCCAGACCUCAUGUUCUUCCAGGAUGUAAAGACCCUGUACAACGGCAUCCUGUCUGACCCCGGCAGCUCAGUCAACCUGAAGAUCCAGGUGCUGAAGAACCUGCAGAACUACCUGCAGGAGGAAGACUCACGCAUGCAGGAGGCCGACCGCGAGUGGAAGAAGCUGUCCAAGAAGGAGGAUCUGAAGGAGAUGGGGGACAUCUCGUCAGGGAUGAGCAGCUCCAUCAUGCAGCUGUACCUGAAGCAGGUUCUGGAAGCUUUCUUCCACACCCAGUCCAACGUCAGACACUUUGCCCUCAGCGUCAUCGCCCUCACCCUCAACCAGGGCCUCAUCCACCCUGUGCAGUGCGUGCCCUACCUGAUCGCCAUGGGAACGGACCCGGAGCCCACCAUGAGGAACAAGUCGGACCAGCAGCUGGUGGAGAUCGACAAGAAGUACACAGGCUUCAUCCAUAUGAAGGCGGUGGCAGGGAUGAAGAUGGCCUACCAGGUCCAGCAGGCCAUCAUGGCGUCGCGGAGCGGGGUGAUCCGAGGCUUCAGGCAGGAUGAGACCACCUCGGCGCUCUGCUCUCACCUGUUCUCCAUGGUCCGGACCAACCGCCAGUACCGCCGAGCCUUCCUCAGCUCACUGCUCAGCCUGUUCGACGACAGCUCUAAGACGGAGGUGAACAUGCUGCUGUUUAUCGCAGACAACCUGGCCUGCUUCCCCUUCCAGAGUCAGGAGGAGCCCCUGUUCAUCAUGCACCACAUAGACAUCACCCUGUCUGUGUCGGGCAGCAACCUGCUGCAGUCCUUCAAAGAGUCCCUCCUCAAAGAGCCCAUCCGCCGGGAGAAAGAAAAGAAGAAGAAAAAGAAGAAGAAGAAGAAGGAGGAGCGCGAGAGGAAGUACGGCUCGGAGGACGAGCGUGGGGGCGGGGGCAGCUCCUCCAGCUCCUCCUCCAGCUCCUCGUCCUCCUCCUCUGAGGACGAGGCGGCGCGCAGGCCCAAGAAGGGACCCCGGGGCCAGCCCGGCUCCGACUCGGACCUGGAGGUGGAGGACGUGGACAAGGUGCUGCAGCGCCUGCCCGAGAACCCCGCCCCCCUGCUGGACUUUGCCAACGCCUCGCAGGGCAUCCUGCUGCUGCUGGUGCUCAAACAGCACCUGAAGAACCUGUACGGCUUCUCCGACAGUAAAAUCCAGAAGUACUCGCCGACGGAGUCUGCCAAGGUGUACGACAAGGCGGUGAACAGGAAGGCCAACGUGCACUUCAGCCCUCGGCAAACCCUGGACUUCCUGACCAGAGACCUGGCCAACGCCAACCUCACCUUCGACAUCAAGAGGAGGAUCGUCAAGCAGUACCUGGACUUCAAGUUACUGAUGGAGCACUUGGACCCAGACGAGGAAGACGAGGAGGGUGGGGAGGCGUCGGCCAACGCCAGAAACAAAGCCAUUUCUGCUCUGCUGGGAGGCCCCAGUCCCAAGAACCACCACGCCGUGCCCAUCGACACGGACGAUGACGAGAGCGACGGGGAGGAGAAGACCCCGGGGGCAUCCCGGCGGUCCAGGAAGGGAGGGGACUCGGCCGAGGCGUCCGGCCACAUGAAUGAGGUGGUGGGGGCCAUGGACGUCAUCGCCCUCUGCUGCCCCAAGUACAAGGACCGACCGCAGAUCGCCCGGGUCAUCCAGAAGGUCUCCACGGGCUACAGCGUGCACUGGAUGGCCGGCUCCUAUUCCGGGCCCUGGGCGGAGGCCAAGAAACGAGACGGACGCAAACUGGUGCCUUGGGUGGACACCAUCAAGGAGUCUGACAUUAUUUACAAGAAGAUCUCCUUGACAAGUGGCCACAAGCUCACCAACAGGGUGGUGCAGACGUUACGCUCUCUGUACGCGGCCAAGGAGGGAACCUCCAGCUAAUCACCUCCACCUGUUCACACACACACACCUUUGCAGCCAAACUCGACAUGGAUCCAAUAUUUUGUAAUGACAGAGGACUCAAACACAGAGGACAGCUGAUAUGGGAGAUGGAUGAGGACUGACUAGGGCAGAGCGAGUGUUGUGAUACGUUGAUCUGCGAGGAACUGUAAAUCGGAUGCCAGGACAUGUUUAAGUUAAACAGAUAAAACACACCAGAAGGAAAUGUUUUGAAAAACAUUGUGUGGGAGCUCCUUCGCUGUUGUGCAGCAUCUCGGUUGUUAGGUUUUUACUCCCACUGUAUAAUAGUUUAACUAAAAAAACAAAAAAACAAAACAACAUGUUUAUAUCUCUGACAAAAAGUUCUGUUUAAAAAAAAUAAUAAUAAACAAAGUGAAUGUUGGAAAUUUAGUUUGUGGUUGUCCUGAAUAAAGUGUUCUUGGAGUUUAACCUAGCAGCGGAUGAAUUUCUUUAGCUUUGCUCAGUUUCCAGGAAGCUUCUUUUAAAAAUAACCUUUUUUGUUUUACUCUCUUGGUUUGUUUUACCCAUGCUGUACAAUGGAGUCUCUUGGAAAUAAUUUAUUCUGUUGAAAGCAAAGCAUGCAGUAUAGGUGGCCGAUAUGCAGGGGACAGUUUUGUAAAUGUAGAUUUUGAUGUAACGGUCAUCUGAGAAAGAAAAGAGGUUCCCCAGCACUUCUGGCAGAAAAUAAAUACUGCAAUAAAUUUUUUUUACUUCUCUUUGUUA